AUGCAAGUCUAAUACGGGGCAGUACCAAAUCCUCAAGCAUUGGGAAAUGCAAUCGGAAAUGCUAUCGCUGGAUAAUUGCAAUAAUAUGGGGCUUAGUUUUUCACUGCAGAUGUAAAGAGAGUAACUAAUAUUAGCCGUUUGCCGGGGUAAAUUACAUGUUAAUCGAUUAAAAACCAGAGUAAAUCAUCGAUCUUAAUUUUAGUUGCAUUGAAUGCAUAUGUCCUUGCGUUGGGGAAAAGAAGAAUAGUUAUUAGAUUUCAGUGUCUGAAUAAACGGGACUCCUUGCUCAAUAGUAACUUGGGAUAAUUAAGGAGGAAUCCGAAUGUGCUUAAAGAUUCUUUUGUCAAUGUUGGAGAGCUUUGGAUCUAUUAUUUAUUAACAAUUAGAAUCAAAUCUUAUUCAAGGCCCAACGUAAGGCAACUUACUUAUUUUAGGAAUAUACAAAGUUCCUUCAGUCUUAUGUUUGCCAUGUGAGAGGCCAGAGAUGGUGGUGUCUCGGGACUCUGAAGUGAUAGGCUACCUCAAAUAACCGUUCAUGUGUUGCGGUAGAUCAGAGUAAUUAAUGAAAUGUAUAUCAAGAUGUCCAUUGCCAAUUCUCGAAGAAAUUGAUAUUUGUGAUCCUUCUGGCAAUACAAGGUAUUUCAUUUCUGGAGAGUUUGUUCAAUGCGGUUGUGUUACAAGGAUGUGUGCCAUACCAAGAUGUAUGGGUCCUUGUUAAUACAUUGACUAUGACAUUUACAACCCAAUGAAGUAGAAAGUCGGAAGAAUUAGAAAUAUUUUUAAUGGCUGUGCUUUAGAAUAUUGCAGCAAGGCUGAUAAAUUUUUGGUAGAAUUCCCACCUCAAUGCACUUCUCAAGACAAAUGCCUAAUUCUUUUUGCUGCUAUCACAAUUGAUUACGAUAACUUUGAAUAUACAUUUUGCAAUUUGCCUUGA
This is a messenger RNA of Paramecium octaurelia, 934 nucleotides long. The record is from the annotation of a GenBank genome assembly. Lineage: Eukaryota; Ciliophora; Oligohymenophorea; Peniculida; Parameciidae.